GGAGCCGGGGCUGACGAGCAGCACACAAGGGGGGCAGAGGGAGAGGGAUCACACAAGAGCAGGGGCCAGUGCAGUAUUUUUGUGCUCAGCGAAAGGAGGGCAAGUCAAUGGCACGUUAAUUGGAUUUCAUUCACUCGGGGAGGAGAAAGAGCCCGAGCGUUUGGACUGGGCCGGCGAUUAGACAGGUUCAUUCAGGGACUCAUUGACAAAAAAGCUGCAGGCACCCGCCUUCGGGAGUCCGAGCGCUGGUGAUAUCCGCCCCGAAAUCUAUUGCUGCCAGUGCAGGGGAGGCGACCCGAGGGCGGGGGUGAGUCGUUUUUCUGGGGUGGCGGGAGUUCAGUUUAGGGGUGCCGGGGGGGUUCAGCCUUAUGCCUCCGGGAGCGGGCAGUUUCUAAGCCACACGCCGCUCUCCCCCAGCCUUUCCUCAUGCUAGAUACGUUCAGGCCCGUGCCCUUCGUGUCGGAGAUGGCUCUCAGUAAAACGGUGGCUUGGCUGAACGAGCAGCUGGAGCUGGGCAACGGCCGGCUGCUGCUCAUGGACUGUCGCUCGCAGGAGCUCUACGAGUCGUCCCACAUCGAGUCGGCCAUCAGCGUGGCCCUGCCCGGCAUCAUGCUGAGGCGGCUGCAGAAGGGCAACCUGCCCCUGCGCGCCCUCUUCUCCACCAGCGACCAGGACCGGGAGAAGUUCGCCCGGCGCUGCGGGACCGACACCGUGGUGCUGUACGACGAGAACAGCAGCGAGUGGAACGAGAACACGGGCGGGGAGUCGGUGCUGGGCUUGCUGCUCAAGCGGCUGAAGGAUGAAGGCUGCAAAGCGUUUUAUCUGGAAGGUGGCUUCAGCAAGUUCCAGACCGAAUUCGCCCUGCACUGCGAAACUAACCUAGACAGUUCAUGUAGCAGCAGCUCUCCUUCUCUGCCAGUCCUGGGGUUAGGAGGUCUGCGAAUCAGCUCCGAUUCCUCUUCCGACAUUGAAUCUGACACGGACCGAGACCCCAAUAGUGCCACUGACUCGGAUGGCAGCCCUCUGUCCAACAACCAGCCUUCCUUCCCGGUCGAGAUUUUACCCUACCUCUACUUGGGCUGUGCUAAGGACUCCACCAAUCUGGACGUUUUAGAAGAGUUUGGUAUUAAAUACAUCUUGAAUGUGACUCCCAAUCUGCCUAAUCUCUUUGAGAACGCCGGAGAGUUUAAAUACAAGCAGAUCCCCAUCUCCGACCACUGGAGUCAAAACUUGUCUCAGUUCUUUCCCGAGGCCAUCUCUUUCAUAGAUGAAGCUCGGGGGAAGAACUGCGGAGUCCUGGUGCACUGCUUAGCAGGGAUCAGCCGCUCGGUCACUGUGACCGUUGCAUACCUCAUGCAAAAGCUCAACUUGUCCAUGAAUGACGCCUACGACAUUGUCAAGAUGAAGAAAUCCAACAUCUCGCCCAACUUCAACUUCAUGGGCCAGCUGCUGGACUUUGAGCGGACCCUGGGGCUCAGCAGCCCCUGCGACAAUCGCGUGCCCAGCCAGCAGCUGUACUUCACCACUCCCUCCAACCAGAAUGUCUUCCAAGUGGAUUCCCGGCAGUCCACGUGAGCGCUCCUCAAUGGCCUCCCCGCCAGGUCUGGAUCAUGUGAUCAUUCCUCAAUGGUUUCCCUCUGGCAGCAGGAAGGAGAUGGAGCUUUGCUCUCUCGUAGCCCCUUCCAGUGCACGCUGGGAAAGGUACAAGGGAACUUGUCGAGUCUCCCAGAAGGAACAUGUGGCACUCCCCCAAGGCAGGCAGCACACCUGCUGGCUGCACAACCACCCACCUGGCCAGGGGCUUGCAACUGAGGACUUCCAACACGUAAGGGGAGACUGGGCAUUCUGAGCACGUGUUCUCUAGCGACUCGGAAUUUCCUACUUCCUUCUUUGCUUUGGGAUCUGUAACAUAGAUUGUUGUCUUCAGUGAAGACUGGUUCUUUUUUAAUUUAGAGGAUCCAAAGAAAGAGGUUUCAGCUCAGUGUAUUUGGAGUACUUGUUUGCUGCCAGUUCUGUAGUGUGCUAUUUGAUCAGUGUAAAUAUUUAAUUGUAAAUCCAUGGGCAAUGUUUUUAUUUUUUAACUUUUGCCUAUAGAAAAGAAAUCAACCCAAAGGACUGCUACAUUUUUGUGCUCUUCAUGAAUUCUGUUUCUGUCCCCCUGACCUCUUGCAAAGAAUACAUUUGCAGAAUGCUUGAUUUUGUUGUUCAAUUGAGCUGAGGCAAACUUGAGAGACAAUGGCUAUGGUCAGAAAUUUGCUAUUCACAUUCUGGGAAUCAGUGGAGUCUCUUCCUUUUGAAUUUUUCUUUUCCUUGUAAGUUUCUCCCCCACCCCCACCCCUCUUGUGCUGCUGUUUCUCUCUCUUUUCUUUUUUAACCUUUGUAAAUAGAUCAUCUUGGAAGAGAUUUGUCUUCAGAAACAUUUCAGAUACGCUAAACAGUGCUUUAUCUCUAUACAAACUCUUCAGGGAGCUUCACCUCAAAUGCAAUAUUUUGUCUUUUUAAUUUUAUUUUUUUGGUUUAGAACUGGAAGUACAUAUGAGCAUGUGUACUUGUGCGUACGCAAGGUGAACUUGAACACGAUUGCCAAUGAGGGAGAGCCUAAUUCAUGGUGUAAAAGGUUUAAGCUGGAAUUUAUUAUA
Chelonoidis abingdonii (Abingdon island giant tortoise) is the source of this 2639-nucleotide messenger RNA. It is a transcript of the gene DUSP6, whose product is annotated as dual specificity phosphatase 6. NCBI's taxonomy places the organism in Eukaryota, Metazoa, Chordata, Testudines, Testudinidae. Gene Ontology annotation, molecular function: MAP kinase tyrosine/serine/threonine phosphatase activity; protein tyrosine/threonine phosphatase activity; MAP kinase tyrosine phosphatase activity. Gene Ontology annotation, cellular component: cytoplasm; cytosol. The record is from RefSeq and is a predicted model, not a curated record. Gene Ontology annotation, biological process: negative regulation of ERK1 and ERK2 cascade; positive regulation of apoptotic process; regulation of heart growth.